Molecule: messenger RNA, 263 nt
Organism: Paramecium octaurelia
Lineage: Eukaryota; Ciliophora; Oligohymenophorea; Peniculida; Parameciidae
Source: the annotation of a GenBank genome assembly
UGAGAACUGGGUAUAUGCCAAUAGCCAUUUCUUUCAUUUCACAGCUCUAAAAAAUUUUUGGCAGAAAUUUUAUUAACAACCAGCUGAAUUUUUGUUCACGAGACAAAAAAAAGAUAAUGUUGUAAAGUUGUCAUCAAACAAAUGUUUGAGCAUUGUUGUAUAAAAUUACUAUCCAUGAAUGUAUUGGUGUCAUAAACUGCUAAUAUAUAGUAUAUGAACCAAAGAUCUUAAUUGACCAAACGGUGAGUUGAAUAACAAGUAGU